AUGAGCCACAGUAAUAUAUUUUUGAAAUCGGGGUUUAUUAAUGUGCCCCUAAAAAACGGCAUCGGAAGAUAUGUCGGUCAGCUUCAAAGGGUAGUGCUGAAAUUUUGCAAAAACAAUGGCUCCAGUGCAGGAAUGAGAGAGUUUAUAGAAACCGAACUGGUAAAUUUUGCCAAGAGUAAUCCGGGCGUGGUUGUUUACGUUAAACCCCGAAGACACAAAACUGCCGUCAUAAAGGCUGAAUAUCUUAACGGGGACUCCCAGUGGUUGAAUUGCAGAAAUUUCACAAAAGAGGAAAUUCAAAAGUGGCUGGAGCUAUUAAAGAGGCAACAAAUCAAUCACGAUGGACAGAGAAUAAGAAAAUUGUGGCAUACUGACCAUCCGUCCAUACAAGGACCUUGGACGCCUUUUACGUUCAGGGAUCCACAGUUAAAUUUAGCCACGUUCCCUGACGAACGUUUAUCCAAAUCUGAUGUUAUCGCUUCGACCAGCCAAGACGAAUUAGUAGAAAUGUUUAAAAAACAGAAAUUAAAGGAACUGCAAUCUGCAAAUUAA
Molecule: messenger RNA, 552 nt
Organism: Phyllotreta striolata
Lineage: Eukaryota; Metazoa; Arthropoda; Insecta; Coleoptera; Chrysomelidae
Source: the annotation of a GenBank genome assembly